AUCCAUUUUUCCUACCCUCUUGCCUCCAAGGCUCCAAACCUUCUCUCUCUGCUCCUAGUUGUGGUUCUUACCUCUGUGAUCAGUCGCUUUUAACAAUAUUAAGUCGUCGGUGAAAAUAAAAGAGGCUCCUUUUCUAGCCCAGUCUCCACAGUGAGUGAGAUAGAGAGAUAGAUAGAUAGAUAGAUAGAGAGAGAGAGAGAGAGAGAGAGGGUGGGAGGCGGAGAGCAGCCGGGAGUGGUGGUCGGAGGAGCGGCGGCGACGGGUGAUGGUCAAGGGGGAUCGGGGUGGGCGAUCGAUGUGGGAGUGGGACUGGUUGGAGGGCGAGAUCAGCAACUUGGUGGUGAAAUUGGGUGCCGGCGGCGGCAGCGGUGGCGGCGCUUGGAUCUUGGGACCGGUCGGCGGGCGGUGGCAUGCCGGCGUAGCGCUGGGUGUGACGGCCAUGGCCGGAAUCGCCUUGGCCGCCACCUUUUUCAUCUCCUCCCGUAGGUAAAAGAGAGAGAGAGAGAGAGAGAAAAGCCCCCAUCCCCCUUCUUCCCCAACUUCCUUCUCCCCCCCUUUUAGGAGUAGAAAAGAACGAAAUUUUUAGAAGACAAAUAGAUGAAAGCCCUCCGAAGAUCUCACACCUCGAAUUCCUCUUCGUCCUCACCAUCUUCGCCGUCGCAUACGUCGUCUUGGAUCCAUUUGAGAUCGCUUCUCAUUGUCGCCUCCUCACCUGUCCCUGAUCGAGGUACCCUUAAAUCACCAUGGUCUAGAAGAAAAAGAAAACGUGCACUUACUAGGCAGCAAUGGUACAAUUUCUUUACACCAGAUGGAAAGCUUCGUGAUGGAGGGGUGAAGUUUCUAAAGAAAGUCCGCAGUGGAGGAGUGGACCCAGGCAUCAGAGCUGAGGUUUGGCCUUUUCUUCUUGGAGUCUAUGACCUAAACAGUUCAAGGGCUGAAAGAAAUGCUGUUAGACAACAGAAAAGGAAAGAAUAUGAGAAGCUAAGGAGACGGUGCGGGCGACUUCUAAAGCUAAGCAGUGAUGGAGACAAGGAAAUAAUUGAAGUCAGUUAUGCUGAGAGCUCCAGUUUCAUUGAGGGUCGUGAAUCUCCUGGAUCUGAAUGUGUGUCUAGUGCCAGGGAGUCCCUCUCUUUUGAUCGAGGAAGCCCAGAUGAUGGCAAUGCAGAGCAACCAUCGCAUGAUGAGACCUCUGCCCCCAGCUCAUGCAAUGUGGAAGAAGAAGACAAGAGUGGGAUCACUCAUGUCGAUGAUGCGUCCGCUGUGGAGACAGAAUCCUCUGAUACUGAAUCCUCCACUGAAGAAGAACCUGAAAGCCAGUCGACAUACUCUGCUGCAGAAGGGAACAUGGAAACCGAUCCCAAGUAUUGCAAGAUUACUUCAACUAAAGGGAGCAAUCCUAAAUCUUGUCGAACCGCUGAGGACUUUGCUACAUGGCAGCGUAUCAUCCGUUUAGAUGCAAUUCGAGCUAAUGCAGAGUGGGCCAUCUACUCUCCAGCCCAAGCUUUAAUCUCUGAGGACAAGGCACUCAAGGCUGCUGUUGAUGUUGGUUUGAAGGACUAUGACCACUUGGAGCAAUGCAGAAUCUACCAUGCUGCACGCUUAGUUGCUAUACUUGAGGCAUAUGCACUCUAUGACCCAGAAAUUGGCUACUGCCAAGGAAUGAGCGACCUCCUAUCUCCCAUACUUGCAGUCAUGGAGGAGGACCACGAGGCAUUUUGGUGCUUUGUCGGUUUCAUGAGGAAAGCCCGGCAUAAUUUUAGGCUCGAUGAAGUUGGCAUAAGGAGACAGCUGAAGACUGUAUCAAAGAUCAUCAAGUCCAAGGACUCGCACCUGUAUCGACACUUGGAGAAGCUUCAAGCAGAGGACUGCUUCUUUGUCUACAGAAUGGUGGUGGUUAUGUUCCGUAGGGAGCUCACUUUCGAGCAAACUGUGUGUUUAUGGGAGGUAAUGUGGGCAGACCAGGCAGCAAUCAGGGCAGGGAUUGGAAAGUCUGCCUGGGGAAGGAUAAGGCUGCGGGCUCCCCCCACUGAUGACUUGCUGCUUUACGCCAUUGCAGCCUGUGUUCUGCAGAGGAGGAAGCUGAUCAUAGAGAUGUACAGCAGCAUGGAUGAAAUCAUCAGGGAGUGCAACAACAUGGCAGGGCAGCUGGAUGUUUGGAAGCUCUUGGAUGAUGCCCAUGAUCUAGUGGUCACCCUACAUGAGAAAAUUGAAUGACCUGGUGUUUGUACCAUCUUUAUGAGUCAUCUCUCCCUUAUUGGCUUCUUCCGUUUUUGUUUGCUUCAGUCAUCAAUACCAGUUGCUGUGAUAAAGCAUAGCACUGAUGGAAGGAAAAAAGGUUCCGAGAACCCCUUAUUGGAUUUACUUUAGAGAGACUAAAAAUGCUAUUUUACUACUUACAAAGAAUCAUUCCAAAUUAUACAAGUGCGGUCAAUUUAAUCUGAAUCUUCCUUCCCUAUGUUUAUUUUCUA
Messenger RNA from Phoenix dactylifera (date palm), 2468 nucleotides. RefSeq names its product rab GTPase-activating protein 22. Gene Ontology annotation, molecular function: GTPase activator activity. Gene Ontology annotation, biological process: activation of GTPase activity. The record is from RefSeq and is a predicted model, not a curated record. Lineage: Eukaryota; Viridiplantae; Streptophyta; Magnoliopsida; Arecales; Arecaceae.